Messenger RNA from Anoplopoma fimbria (sablefish), 2211 nucleotides. It is a transcript of the gene taf1b, whose product is annotated as TATA box binding protein (Tbp)-associated factor, RNA polymerase I, B. Gene Ontology annotation, biological process: RNA polymerase I preinitiation complex assembly; nucleolar large rRNA transcription by RNA polymerase I. Gene Ontology annotation, molecular function: RNA polymerase I core promoter sequence-specific DNA binding. Lineage: Eukaryota; Metazoa; Chordata; Actinopteri; Perciformes; Anoplopomatidae. Gene Ontology annotation, cellular component: RNA polymerase transcription factor SL1 complex; RNA polymerase I core factor complex. The transcript has 15 exons. The coding region runs from base 131 to 1894 and encodes 587 amino acids. The record is from RefSeq and is a predicted model, not a curated record.
GUCGACCCUCCGGAGCACCGGAAGACACCGCAGAAGAAGAAAACCCAAACAAACCUCCUCACGUGGAGCUGUGGGCGGACUACAACUCAAGGAUUGAACUACAAAUUAAAACGGUUAUUUAUAAACAAAUAUGGAUGAAGAACACACGGCCGGGUACAGGGAGCCCUGUGCAGUGUGUUCGGCGGUGGAUUGGGGAGUUUCAGAUGAAGGUCGAUUCUACUGCAGAUCCUGUCACAACGUCAUCGAGAGAACCAGAGAGGUGGUGGACCCGAACUUCACGCCCGGCUCCGCCAGGGUCUCCACCAUCGGCAAAGGAACCAGAACCAAGAGAGCCGAGCGCGGCCGUCAGUGGGUGAUCUGUGAGGGGUUCCAGUUCAUCCUCAGGAACCAGUGCGACGCUCUGGUCAGACUGGGAGUCAGUCCCAGGUUUAAGGAUGAGGUGUUGUGUCAGCUGUGGAGGAUUUACCUGCAGAAGAGUCGUCAGGCGUUCACCAGCAACCCGAUGAGGACGACCAGGUUCAGAGUGCGAGGUCCUGACUCGGACUCGGACAGUGCAGCCGACGCGUCCGUCCUGACGGCCAGUGAGACGGACGGAGACACGAACCCUCCGAGCACCGCCGGCUCCAACGCAGGGAGCUCCAGUGAUUGGUCGCAGUGUUCCGGCUCUUUGGACGCCGCCAGCUACCUGACGGGUCGGCUGAGGAGGAGCCGGCACAGUCUGAUGAGCAUGAAGAAGACUUUGGCUCUGCUCCACCUCGCUCUGGUCUGGACCCGAGAGCCGCUGACGCUCAGCGACCUGCUCAGGUUGGUGAACGACGGUCACGUCCCGUACGUCAACGCCUACGAGGAACUCCCUGAUGAGAUGAAGCUGGAAGGCAAAGACGCUCUCAUCUUCAGAGUGGAGAGCGUCCCUCCCCACCGGGUGGUGCAUAGAGAUGCUCGGGCUCUCAUUCUGUUCCUGCAGCUUCCUGCUUUUCCUCCAAUCAGCCGUCAGAGUCUGCUGCACCCGUCUCUGCUCAGCCUGCGCUACCUGAUGGACGCUAACCUGCCCGACGAGCUCCACCCGUGGGUCUGCAGGCUGAUGGAGCGCUCUGGUUUUGCCGAUCAGAAGCUCCACACGUUUGACCGCCGGGUUUUUCCGUUCCUGCCGCGGUACGACGUUCAGACCGCCGCCCUCAUCAUCGUCACCAUGAAGCUCGUCUUCGGCCUGGACGACCACAGCGAAUGGGAUUUAUCCAACGAGGCAGGUGAGCAGGACGACACAGGAAACCUGUUCAGCCUGAGGAGGUGGUUCAGAGUCGUGCAGGCCGCUCUGAUCAGAGCUCAGCAGAGGAGAGACCACGAGGUGGCCCGGAAACAGUGGGCGGCUCAGAAACCUCUUUACUCCAACAGCAAGAAGAAGAGCGUCGUCCUCAAGAGAAAACGAGUAGCAGAUCAGGUGCAGAUCUGUUUUGAGAAGCUUUCCUCUUGUCCGGCGGGCGUGGAGCGAGUCGACCCGUCCAGCUUCCGGUUCCGUUGGGGGGACGAGGACUCGGCCGAUGGACCCGGUCUGACCCAGAAGAAGCUGGACGGAGUUCUGACCCUGAAGGACGGCGUCCCGACUCCCUCCAACUCCACCUACUGGCACCAAGCCCUCCGAGCCUCGCAGAUGAGCUCCCGGCUCUACUCGGAGGUGGAGGCGGAUCUGCCCCGGACCUUCGUCUGGCUGCUGCAGCUCUUCUGCUUCCUGCUGGACGUGAAGCCGGCGUACCUGUACGAGGAGGUGCUGCAGGUGGAGACACGGGUCAUCGAUGGCGGCAGCCACGGGAGGAGGAAGAGGAGGACCGAGACCCGGCCCAGGACCAGGACCAGGACCAGAGCUCGGAGAGGACGCGAAGCUGGAGAACCAAGAUGAAGAAAAAACAAUGAAGUAAACUCUGUCUGUUCAGGGUUAACUGAGUUUUAACUGAAGCUGUGUGAACGUUUCUACAUUCUAAUCCUGUUUAUUUGGAUUAAAAUGUUAUUUGUCUCUUUUUUAUGACCAUAAAACAUAAUAUUUUUUAAGACUGUUACAUAAAUCAACGCUGUGUCACUUUAAAACUGUCCUGCUCUCUGAUUGGCUGUCGCUUCACAUUAGGGCUUUCCUAUCAAAGUUAAAAUGUUUAUUUUGUUCUUGUUUGUUUUGUUUUUUUACCAAUAAAAUGUGACGGAUUGAACUCACCUGAUCAUUAA